Adineta ricciae is the source of this 462-nucleotide messenger RNA. The record is from the annotation of a GenBank genome assembly. NCBI's taxonomy places the organism in Eukaryota, Metazoa, Rotifera, Eurotatoria, Adinetida, Adinetidae.
AUGAAAGUCGAACGACAUUUGAAACAAAAACAUCGAGAUCAAACCAAUUCUCAACCAACAACAACGAUGGCAUCGUCCACAUCGACCUCUUCAUCAUCUACAAAUGAAAAUUCUUCGAUACGAAAACCAGACCUUUUGCAAAUAUUUCUCAAGUCUGUCGGUAAACAUGCUCCAACCGGAAGUGUCUUUCCUAAAACGUUAUCGGAAGAAUUUGCUAACUAUGCACAUAUUUGUAAAAAUGAAAAGGCUGAAGAAGCUGUUUCGUUUUGGAGAAAACAUGGAGAGCAAAUGCCGUUGUUGAAAGCUUUGGCACAACAAUAUUUAGCAACUCCUGGUACCAGUGUUUCAUCAGAAUCGGCUUUUAGUACUUCAGCAUAUGUAGGACGAAAAGAGCGAGCUCGACUCAGUCCAGAAAACCUCAGUUAUACAGUAUUUUUGAAAGACAAGUUACAAUCAAGUUAA